AUGGCUAUUCAUUUAAGUCUUCGGGUAGCACCACUAGAUCUUCAACAAGGUGGAAAUUCUCGUAUUCCCUAUGUACAUGUUCCUGCGGCUCGGAUGAGUAUUCUUGUUUAUAUCGCUACGGCUAUAAACACUUUCUUGUUCCUAUUAACAAAACACCCCCUUUUUCUUCGCUCUUCCGGAACCGGUACAGAAAUGGGUGCUUUUUUUACGUUGUUUACCUUAGUUACUGGAGGGUUUCGGGGAAGACCUAUGUGGGGCACCUUUUGGGUGUGGGAUGCUCGUUUAACCUCUGUAUUCAUCUCGUUCUUUAUUUACCUGGGUGCACUGCGUUUUCAAAAGCUUCCUGUCGAACCGGCUUCUAUUUCAAUCUGUGCUGGACCGAUCGAUAUACCAAUAAUCAAGUCUUCAGUCAACUGGUGGAAUACAUCGCAUCAACCUGGGAGCAUUAGCCGAUCUGAAAACCCUGCCGAGAAUCGAGAGGCGGGAGGGCACCGAAGCUACCACCAGACUAGCGAAAGGUUUCCCGACGAGGAGAAAGAUGAGCGAAUGGAAUGA
Molecule: messenger RNA, 555 nt
Organism: Dovyalis caffra
Lineage: Eukaryota; Viridiplantae; Streptophyta; Magnoliopsida; Malpighiales; Salicaceae
Source: the annotation of a GenBank genome assembly